Messenger RNA from Salvelinus fontinalis (brook trout), 3274 nucleotides. Its product is annotated as transcription termination factor 1, mitochondrial. The record is from RefSeq and is a predicted model, not a curated record. Gene Ontology annotation, cellular component: mitochondrial matrix. Gene Ontology annotation, molecular function: double-stranded DNA binding. The transcript has 2 exons. Bases 293 to 1456 code for a protein of 387 amino acids. NCBI's taxonomy places the organism in Eukaryota, Metazoa, Chordata, Actinopteri, Salmoniformes, Salmonidae. Gene Ontology annotation, biological process: regulation of DNA-templated transcription; termination of mitochondrial transcription.
UUGGAAUUAGCUUACAAAAAAACGGAAAGUCUGCCAGGAGUUAAGGAACAUUCAAUUUAAACUUUGCCGAUUGUCCGUAGGGUUGGUCCUUAUUCAGGGGGAAAUUGAGAAAAAUAAUCUAAUAGAACAUAAAUUGAACAAACGUUCCAAACGUGGGUCUGUUGUAGAUUUACCUCCUCUCUGCCUACGUUUGGUAAUGAAGUUCCAUUAGAUGUUUGUCCCCCCCAAUGCAUAUGGAUCAAGCUUACAGACAAUCGACAGAGUCUGAUGUCAUGUUUCAACCGUGUUGAAAAUGACAUUAAUGCCAGGAGUCCAGGGUCUGCUAGGCCUUCACAGAACCCUUGUACCAGCUUUUAGCCGCUUUGUCUCAUCUCCCGCCCAGCUGACAUCUGUCGGACUUCCCAGGGGGCUUUGCACCGUCACUGCAACUGUCAGCGACUCAAAGCCUUCAGUGGGGCCUGAGAAUGAGUCCUUGCUGGAGAGCUUGACCUUCAUGGGGGUGGACGUGAAGAUGGUGCGCCAGCGCCAACCGGGAGUGCUUCGCAAGGUCAUCACCAAUGAGCAAGGUCUGGCUCACUUUCUCCAUGGCAAAGGCGCCAGCCGCAAAGUGGUGGCCGGCAUCAUCUCCCGGUACCCACGAGCCAUCACUCGCUCGGGCGAGCACUUGGAGCAACGCUGGGCGAUGUGGCGGAGUGUCUUCAAGAGCGACAGCGAAAUCGUCAGCAUUCUGGACCGCUCGCCCGAGUCCUUCUUCCGUUCGAGCGACAACGACAACCUGGAGAAGAACAUCGUGUUCCUGGGCUCGCUGGGCCUCAAUGCCAAGGACCUCCACCGCCUGCUGACCACGGCGCCACGGACCUUCUCCAACAGUGUCGAGCUCAACCGUCAGAUGGUGGAGUUCCUGGAAGACGUGUGCGCCGAGUUGGGUGGAGAGGACCCUGGGCAGUUCGCCACGGUAGUGAUUUCCCGAAACCUCUAUGUCCUCAUCCGCAGCACCAAGAGGGUGAAGGCAAACAUUGACUUCCUCAAGGCGACUUUCAAGAUGAGUGAUCCGGAGCUGCUGGCUCUGCUGCAGGGUGCUGGGGCAGAAAUCUUGGACCUCUCUAACGAGUACCUGAAGAGAAACCUCAAGAUGCUUCAUGAGAAGCUGGCGUCUCUCGGCUGUCGGAAAGUCGACGUCAAGAAACUGAUCGUCUGCUACCCCACUGUGCUGUUCAUCGGGUCGGAUACGCUGAGUUCAAAACUGGACUGUCUAUUAAAGGGAGGGAUCACUAUGAAGCAGAUACUGGAGAAACCUAAGGUCCUGGAGUACAGCACGCAGAACAUCACAGGGCGACUGGAGGAGCUGCUUAAACUCCGGUAUGACUUUGAAAAGAACGGCAUCAACAUUCUGGACUCUAGCCGAAAACGGUUCGACGCCAAGUUGGAAAGACUGGCUCUCUCGUCAGAGGAAUGAGUUGUAUCAAUGUUUUGGUUAUUGGAAUGAAUCAGACAUUUUUUUGGCACUAGAUUUUUGUCAUUGCUGCCUGAAGCAUGGCCUCUACAUAUCAUUGUCCUCCUAAACUAUAGGAUUUGAUUGUGCAUAGCUGUAAUAAGCAAAGUAUACGGUAGGUAAAAACAUGUCAAUGAUAAAGAGAAUCAUGUCAGUAUCAGGAGACAUUUAUUUUAAUUUAAACCAAAAAGAGUAUGUAAAGUAGUAUCAUCAUAUUUGAACUAUGAUUUAGAUUUUUACGUAAGCUAACAAACUGUGUUGUAGUACUGUGUCAAUGUAUUUCUCAUGAUUGAUUCUGAGGCACCUUAUUGAACUUACCAAUGGUUUUACGGAACUGUAAACUGCCAAGAGGCAUCAAUACACUGUUUUCACUGACAGAUUCUCAAACUUCUCUUUUGCCAGAUGAGUUGUCCGAUGAGAAAUCAGCCAAACCCUUUCUUCCUAGCUUACAGUGCAUUCGGAAAGUGUUCAGACUCCUAGACUUUUUCCACAUUUUGUUAUGUUACAGCCUUAUUCUGAAAUUGAUUAAAUAAAUACAAAUCCUCAUCGAUCUACACACAAUACCCCAUAAUGACAAUGCAAAACAGGUUUUUAGUUGUAUUACAAAUGAUUUACGUAAGGAUUUAGACCCUUUACUAUGAGACUUUAAAUUGAGCUCAGGGGCAUCCUGUUUCCAUUGAUCAUCCUUGAGAUGUUUCUACAACUUGAUUGGAGUCCACCUGUGGAUAUUCAAUUGAUUGCAUAUGAUUUGGGAAGGUACGCACCUGUCUAUAUAAGGUCCCACAGUUGACAGUGCAUGUUAGAGCAAAAACCAAGCCAUGAGGUUGAAGGAAUUGUCCGUAGAGCUCCGAGACAGUAUUGUGUCAAGGCACAGAUCUGGGGAAGGGUACCAAAACAUUUUUGCAGAAUUGAAGGUCCCCAAGAACACAGUAACCACCAUCAUUCUUAAAUGGAAGAAGUUUGGAACCACCAAGACAAUUCCGAGAGAAAUUGGGGGAGAAGGGACUUAGUCGGGUAGGUUACCAAGAACCCAAUGGUCACUCUGAAAGAGCUCCAGAGUUCUUCUGCGGAGAUGGGAGAACCUUCCAGAAGGACAACCAUCUCUGAUCCAGAGCGCUCAGGACCUCAGACUGGGGCGAAGGUUCACCUUCCAACAGGACAAUACAGGAGUGGCUUUGGGACAAGUCUCAAUGUCCAGAGCCCGGACUUGAUCCUGAUCGAACAUCUCUGGAGAGACCUGAAAAUAGCUGUGCAGCGAUGCUCCCCAUCUAACCUGACAGAGCUUGAGAGGAUCUGCGGAGAUGAAUGGGAGAAACUCCCCAAAUACAGGUGUGCCAAGUUUGUACCAUCAUACCCAAGAAGAUUCAAGGCUGUAAUUGCUGCCAAAGGUGCUUUAACAAAGUAAAGGGUCUGAAUACUUAGUAAUUGUGAUAUAUAUAUUUCUCUAUACAUUUUGCAAAAAUUUCUAAAAACCUGUUGUUGCUUUGUCAUUAUGGGGUAUUGUGUGUAGAUUAGUGAGGGGGGGGGGGGGGAACUAUUGAAUCCAUUUUAGAAUAAGGCUGUAAGGUAACAAAAUGUGGAACAAGUCAAGGGGUCUGAAUUCUUUCUGAAUGCACUGAAUCUGCCUGAAUGAAUGAAUAUGUGAAAAAUCAAGGUAGUUUGAAUUGCAUCAAAAAAUAUGAUGCAUUAGGUUUACUAUAAGUAAUAGUUAUGUAUGUUCUCUGUUUGAUACAAAUAUAUGCCAAUGAACGGUAAUAAAAUUACAGUUGAUACUUUAAUUAA